Molecule: messenger RNA, 1801 nt
Organism: Dufourea novaeangliae
Lineage: Eukaryota; Metazoa; Arthropoda; Insecta; Hymenoptera; Halictidae
Exons: 6
Coding region: 67-789 (240 amino acids)
Source: RefSeq, a predicted model, not a curated record
UUCAAAUUGUUCACUGCGUUUUGUCUAGUGCGAAAGGCUUUGUGAAAGACUGUAAGAGACCUAGAAAUGAGAAAUCUUGUGGAGAAACAACUGUCUUGGCUUGCCCUGCUUGUCACUGCAUUCUACUCUCUACUUGGCAGUUGCCGGAGUGCAGAUGCGAGCCAAGAGUGCGGCCAGGCAGGAUUGACGAAGUGUGUCAGACCCCUCGAAAGAAUGAACAGCAACGACUUGAGCUUCGCUCGUUCGAAAAUGUAUCUGCGCCAGAUGUGCCCGGAGUUGGAGAAUAGCAUGAAAUGCGUCCAAACGUUCACGUUGGACUGCCUGCAGGAAAAUCAAAGAGAACACUUCAGUAAUCUCUACGCAGAUACCAAUAAGAUGAUUAUGGAACUUUGUCACGACGGCCCGUUUCAGGACGAGUUCCUGAAACACGCGCAAUGCAUGCAAAAUGAUUCACCACGACACAAUCUUUGUAACAAAAAGUAUGAGAGAAUCACCCAGGAAAUUGAAAGAAGGAAUGCCACGAUUGUGGACGGAUCUUGGAAUCACUACAUCUGCUGUGGCUUCAGGGAGUAUUUGGAUUGCUCGCAACAUUCGGUUCGUCGACAAUGUGGCGAUGAAGCAGCUCAGUUUACAAAGCAGUUACAUGCCAGAAUGUCGAGUUCGAUGUUAAGGAUGUACUGCGAGUCAUAUACGGAUGAGACGUGCGCGAUCGGCAGUGGUGCCAGCAUCUCUAGAGUAGUGGCAAUGGUACCGGUGGCGUUGGUUCUGCUCGCGAGGUACUUUACGUAAGUGGUCCAGCGCCACUCGUAACCGGAAAAAGGAGACGAUUUCCGUGCACCACGAGCGCCGUGCUGGAACCAGAGGCCCUCCGUUCGUUCGUUCCCCAUCAUAUUCACCAGAAUAUUUGUUUCUUUAUUUUUGAUGAUAAACCAAGGAAAGAAAAAAGGGCACGCACACACACGAGCUAAGUGUAUCGAGAGGAACGGAGGAGGAGAAGAGGAGACGAAGGAAAGUCAAGGGAGCAAGCUACACCAAGCAAGGGACGAUCAAAGCAACGACACUGCGCGGGGAGAGACGAAAGUUUGUACCUUGCGCGCUGUAUUCGUGCGGAGAAUGUUUCUCUUUGACACGAAGCUUGAGUUGUGCGAGGAGAACAAAGAGGAGAACGUGCUCUCAGACACCGUGACGAGCUUAACCAGGUAAUCGGAAGACGCGUGUCUGUUGAGAUCUUCGUUGAUUUGCAGCCAGUCAUCAUCUGAAUUGCGGUCCGAUGUUUGGACCGACAAAAUAUUUCGUCAUUAAGGGAGGAUAAGUGGGAGAUGAGCGAAGGAAUUACGACCCUGAAACUGUGGGCGGCAGUUGAAACGUCUUAGACGUCUGAGACAUGCUGUACCUGUUUAUAUUGAGCUUUUAUUUACCAAAUACACCAAUCGAGUAUUCUUUUAUAGAAUACAAAUACUAAAGAAUAUAUUAUAGAAAGGAGAGAAGAGAACAUCGGAAUAGUAGUAUCUGGGAAACGUAGACUGAUAUAUAACAGAAAAUCGUCAUAAGGUGCCGUGAAUGACGAUCGAAAGGAAUCGAAGGUAAUAGGAAUUAAAUUCUGCAGACACCUCAAAUGAAUAACUUUCGAAUUCGUGUCUACGAAGUGUCUUACUGUUAGCUCUCUUGUGAACUAUAGUAAUGUCAGCAAGAGUGUGAAAGUCUUGGAUUAUUUUUCCAUUUGAAAAGGCAUGUUCCGGAAGGAAAUCUUUAUGUCUUGAUAGACAGGUACACAAAGGUUAAUCUGCAUAUGGCAAAUAGC